AUGUCGAACCCAUCCGAUAGUCCAUGGACCGAGGAGGAGAAGAACACUCUACUCAGCGAAAUCCUCAAGAAAGCGGGCAUUCCGUCCAGUUAUCUCCUCCGCAUGAUCAAUGACUUCCGUAUCAGUCCUAACUGGGAGCAUAUUCCCUUGCCUCAAGGCCGCUCACUCAGUCAAUGUCGAUUGGCCUUUGAAAACAUGCAAUUACAAUUGAAAUCGCAAUCGCAAUCGCAACCCCAAUCACAAGCGCCAUCACAAUCGCAAUCACCAUUCCAGCCCCAAUCACAUAAACAACCUCAUCCCCAAAAUCCCCAACAACACCAGCCUCAAUAUCAGCACCCACACCCAAUACAACCACCACCUGCUCCAACUGCAGUCUCAAUAGCUCGCCCCGAAGCACCAGGAACCCCAUCAAACAUAGAUCCCAAUACCCGCAAACGACCCCUCUACCCAGCCGAAGUAAAACCCCUCUACCCAGCAAUCAAACCUCGUCCGCCCGCCAGCACAGCCUCAUACAGCAGCGAAAGCUCCGCCCAACUAUCCCCCCGCCUCGACACAACAUCCACAGGCGAACCACCCCGCAAACGCGGCCGACCCAGCAAAGCCGAAACAGAACGCCGCAAAGCCGCCGCCGAAGCCCGAGGCGAAACCUACCCACCACCCCGUCGCGCAAACCCCAAUCGUAUCAAAAUCCCGCCCUCACCAACAAGUCCAGCCGGGCCAUCUCUCACGCCAUACCCAUCAGCUUCAACCACAGCUACAGCAACAGGAACAGGGCACCAACCCAUCCACGGACCUAAUUCAGGGAUGAUUCCCUACGAUGUGACGGGUAGUCGACCACUCGCACCAGCACCAACUCUACAUACUACCAGCGGCAAUGUCAAUGUCAAUGUCAACGCUAGUUCCAGUUCCAGCGAGCGCCGCGACGUCCCAUCUCGCAGUAUGGGCUCGAAUAUGCGCGAACUACCCCGACCAACAGAAAUGGGUCAUGGUCAUGGUCACCCGUUGCCCUCGCCACAUGCUUUGCAAUUAGGAACGCUGCAAUUAGGUCCGCCGGAUCCUUUUCCAAGGUUGAAUAGUAAUCCCGGUGAGCGUAGCGCGUACGGCGCUAUCCCGCCGGAUCGCUUUUCGCCGCCGGAUAGUGGACGCAGGGACUCAGUUGCUAGUCGUGGUGAGCGGGAGAGGGAGCGGGAGCGUGAACGGGAACCGCCGUUGGGGUCUUAUGCUGAGGCGAGGAGGUCGAGUACGACGCCUGGUGAAAAGUCGUUGAGGUAA
Penicillium subrubescens is the source of this 1272-nucleotide messenger RNA. Its product is annotated as putative AT DNA binding protein. Bases 1 to 1272 code for a protein of 423 amino acids. NCBI's taxonomy places the organism in Eukaryota, Fungi, Ascomycota, Eurotiomycetes, Eurotiales, Aspergillaceae. The record is from RefSeq and is a predicted model, not a curated record. The transcript has 3 exons.